This is a messenger RNA of Alexandromys fortis (reed vole), 1154 nucleotides long. It is a transcript of the gene Nol7, whose product is annotated as nucleolar protein 7. The coding region runs from base 660 to 1127 and encodes 155 amino acids. Gene Ontology annotation, molecular function: RNA binding. The transcript has 6 exons. The record is from RefSeq and is a predicted model, not a curated record. Gene Ontology annotation, cellular component: nucleus; nucleolus. Lineage: Eukaryota; Metazoa; Chordata; Mammalia; Rodentia; Cricetidae.
AAAAAAAAAAACACUAGGACUCCGAAGAUUUAAUUGACUUGUAAAGUAAAAAUGGCACAUACAGACGAUUCCUUAUUUCAUAUCCCAGAGAUCUGACUUCAAAUUGGCCAUGUCUAAUACCUUUCUAUUCGUAACAGGGACACUUGAACGUUGAGCUACUGUGGGUACAAAGAAUGUUUUGGGCUUUGGAAACCCAGUCUUGGCUUAGAAGUCGCAGGGCAGUGUUGGUCUGGAUGCAGGAGUACUUGAAACGAGUAAAUUUUUUUUGUAUUGUUUUUUUUGUAUUGCUUUUUCGAGACAGGGUUUCUCUAUAUAACAGUCCUGGAACUCACUCUGUAUACUUAAGAGAUCCGCCUCCCUCUGCCUCCAGUGUGUUGGGAUAAAAGGCGUGCACCACCGAUGCUUGGCCGAGAGGAAUAACUUUUUUGUUUUGUCUUUAUAUUUUUAUUUUUGAGACAGGGUUUCUCUAUAGCUUUGGAGCCUGUCCUGGAACUAGCUAUUGUAGACCAGGUUGGCUUUGAACUCAACGAGAUCAGCCUGCCUCUGCCUUCUGAGUGCUGGGAUUAAUGGUGUGAGCCACCACGGCCAGACACCGAGAUGAGUAACUUUUUAAAAGCAACUCUGGGAAUACCUGAACAUCACUUUUAACUUGUCUUCAAAUGUCUUUAUUCCAAAAGAAAAGAAAGCUGCUUCCAGAUGCUAUUUUACAACAACUAACUAAAGCUUCAGAGGCUGACCUAAAGAAAUCACCAGGAAACGUAAAAGUUAAUUUGAAAAAGAGAGGUGAACAUACUGCAAAAGAAAGAAACUCCAAGAAAGUUAAAAUACAGAAAGUACAGUCUGACAGUCAGACUAAAAGCUACUUGGCUGUAAGGCUAAAAGAUCAAGAUCUGAGAGAUUCAAGGCAAGAAGCAGCCAAACACUUUAUUCACAAUUGUUUGUAUGGUUCAGAAUCCAAGAGGACUACUGUGAACAAGUUCCUGUCUCUGAACAACAAGAGGCUACCAGUGAAAAGAGCUGCAGCCCAGUUUCUCAACGGCACAUGGGGUGCCAAGAAACAACAAAAUGCCAAGAGGUUUAAAAAACGCUGGAUGGCCAAAAAGAUGAAAAAGAAAAGUUAUAAGUGAAAUGAAAUAAAGCUAAAUGAUGAUUUA